GCGGUAGUUGUCAAAUAGAUAGAUUGCAAAAAAAUGGAUUCUGACAACAAUGACGCGGCGGAAGUAGUAGAGGAGUCGGAGGCUGUGGAAGAGGAUGCGGGAGGAGAGGACGAAGAGGAUUACACGCAAUCCACCGCAGAGGAGCAGGCGAGAAAAUUAGAAGCGGAAGCCAAUGCACUAUGGGAGGCGGAAGAAGAUAGGAGGAACAUGGAGCAAGACGAGGAGGAUUGCAAGGCCGCAACACGACUGGGAAUAGAUGGAUACGAUCCCGACGCAACUCUAGGGGAGCAGCUCCAUUGUGAACUCCGGGAAAGUGAUCGACAGGAGCGCAUUCUGAGCUGGGAACAGCGUAAGCAGUUACGUGAGGCCAAUAUGCGGGAGCGGGGAGGACGAAGAAGCCAGAAGAUGAAGAGGAAGCAAAGGAAAAAGAAGAAGAAGCCGCCACGAAAAGAGGAGAAGCUGAAGGAGGUCACGAAGAUGCCGCCUGAGUUAAGGGCUUCGGGGUUGCAUUUUUCACAGGUCGUAAGCUUUUGUUUUUUCUCAAGUGGAAAAGAACAAAAGGGCUAAGGACGUUCAGGAGAAUAAUGUAGCCCCAAAAAUUUCUAACCAUGGGCGCGAGUGUGGGACAGGUGCGAAACUGGAGGCGGAAGCAGAGGAGAAUGAUGGAAAGCCAGGAGGAGAAAGAGGCGCGGAAGAUGAAGAAAGACGCGAAGAAGAAGCAGAAAGCCGACAAAAAGGCAGAACGAGGAGCAGAGAAACCGAAGAAGAAGAAGGCGCGGGACGUUGGUGGGGCUCCAAGUCAUUGCCUAGUACGUAAGCAACGAAGGAAGAAAAAGAAGGAAGAGGCAGAGAGGGGCGCUUAA
Messenger RNA from Amoebophrya sp. A25, 863 nucleotides. NCBI's taxonomy places the organism in Eukaryota, Dinophyceae, Syndiniales, Amoebophryaceae. The record is from the annotation of a GenBank genome assembly.